AUGUCAGCAGCAUGGGUGCAAGCCAACGGGUUCUUCAUCAAAUUCGAAGCCAUUCACAGGAUCGCAAAACAACACAACUUUGCAUUCGACCGCCGUUUCAACGUCAUCGCGCACAGUUAUUUUGACGACUUCUUGGUCAGGAAGGGGAAGCUCGAUAUGAGGUCCGAAUCCCGCAUCCAGUAUGACCGUCUCCUCGUCAUAAGUAAUAUCACGCCCGUCGUUGGGCCGUUGAGGAUCGCGAAAGUCGAGCCGGACGACAAGGCGCUCAGGGAUAAGGAGUGGUUGGUGGGUGUCGGUUUGGACCCGGACGAGUUGGAGUGGGGCGCCAUGUUGGAUAUGCGGAAGGGGUUGUUGGGUAACGCGGAGUUGCUCUCGCCGAGGAGGAGGUUGGCUCAUAAAUGGUUGGGGAGAGGCGGCACUUGUUUAAAUGACGCGUCGGGAAGCGACACGUCCAGAUCCACAAAUUGUGCUCAGGCUCGCGAGCCGCCAGUCGUUGGUAGACUUUAUCGAGCUUAA
Molecule: messenger RNA, 516 nt
Organism: Laccaria bicolor S238N-H82
Lineage: Eukaryota; Fungi; Basidiomycota; Agaricomycetes; Agaricales; Hydnangiaceae
Exons: 2
Coding region: 1-516 (171 amino acids)
Source: RefSeq, a predicted model, not a curated record